This is a messenger RNA of Gigantopelta aegis, 1557 nucleotides long. RefSeq names its product acid-sensing ion channel 5-like. The coding region runs from base 1 to 1557 and encodes 518 amino acids. The transcript is spliced from 9 exons. The record is from RefSeq and is a predicted model, not a curated record. Gene Ontology annotation, cellular component: membrane. Gene Ontology annotation, molecular function: ligand-gated sodium channel activity. Lineage: Eukaryota; Metazoa; Mollusca; Gastropoda; Neomphalida; Peltospiridae. Gene Ontology annotation, biological process: sodium ion transmembrane transport.
AUGGAGUUGAAAAAUCAAGAAAUAACUUCGUUGAAGAAUGUCGCCAGUCUGUUCGUCCGAGAGUCCACCAUACACGGCAUGAGUCAGAUGGGGAACGGCAAACUGUACCCUGGAAGAAGAUUGCUCUGGCUCUUGCUUGUGUUAAUGGCGACAUGUGGCCUAAUCGUAAUCCUCUACCUGGAUCUGAAGGCGUAUUACGUUCGACCGACGAUAGUCAAAGAGAACAUCCGCCCCGCAAACCAAGAAGACAUUCCCAGCAUCACCGUGUGUCCGCUGAAAGCGUUUGAAGGUCAGGUCAGCAAUCUCAGCCAGGUGCCGACUUUUGACCAGGCAAUCAUGCAGCACCUGAAAUACGUGGAUUCCUAUGUGGCUGCCUCGGCUCUCUCGCGGAUACACACGAAGACGCAGGGAUAUCGGCCGACUAAUAUCUCCACGUGGUUCAGAGAUCGAGCUUCUGGACAAUCUCUGGUCAACUGGACGGUGUCCAGCAAGGUGUUGAAACCCAUCGCCUGCCCCAGGUUCCAAGGGAUGCAGGUUGCUAGUCUUCCUUGCUGUGAUGACAUCCUGGAGAAGGUGCUCACGGAGGUAGGGUCCUGCUACACGAUCAACGUGACCAAAGUGUUCAAGUAUCGAUACCAGUCGGCAAAGAACAGGCGUCUGGUGGCCAUCUUCUCCCUGCACCUGGAGCCGGAUUUCCAAACGUUCCCAGUCAGUGGGAUACAGGUCAUAGUUCAUAACCAGAACGAGCCGCCAUUGCCGACACUGAGAGGAGACUUUGUUGAUUUAGACACGAUUACUACGAUUAAAGUGGAGAAAACUCAGCGUACAUCUUUAUCCUACCCCUACAAAUCGUUUGGGACCGCAUCGUGCCUCCCUGAGACCUCGACCAAGUUUACCGACCCGAUACAUCGAUAUCGGCGCCAAGAUUAUUCCUACACAGUGGAGACGUGUGAAAUGGAAUGUCUCGUCAAUUACACGGUGAACGCCUGUGGGUGUCGACAUCCGUGGUAUCCAGGAAUGGAAGAACUGUGCAGUAUUAUGGAAAUAUACAGCUGUAUCAUCAACAUACGAAACCAUUACAGUACUGAAAAUGACUCGAACUGUAACUGUCCUCACGUCUGCUCUACGACCACGUUCACCACGACAAUCACCACCAACACGAUGAAGACUCCAAACUUCAAUCUGCCGCAAGAAGAAAACAACCACGGCGUGGACUUUGAGAAGAACUGCAUGCGCGAAAUGUUAAACGAAUGGGAUCCGCACGAAUCGCUGGUCAUUCUGGAUGUUGUGCUGCCAAAGACAGUACGAGAUACGAUACAAGUUCCAUCUGAAAACCUGUUAGAUAUUCUGUCAUCAUUUGGUGGAUUAGUUGGACUCUUCCUGGGAUUAAGUUUGUUGUCUCUUGUUGAAGUGGUGGAAUUUCUGUUUCUACUUGUAGCAAAUCUAGCCAAAAACCGAAAGCCUAAAGUGAAAACCACCAACUUGACUUGUAAUGGGGAAGAGUGCGGCACAAGAAACACUGAAUCCGUGAUUGUGAGAGAUCCAGUCUAUUUUUGA